AUGCAUGAAGUAUGUGCCCUGUACACUCUUCGACCGAGCCACGAUGCUGCGCAGACAUCUCCUCUCUACGGCAUCGCGCAUCCGGCAUCGGCGAUCCCUCCUAACGCUCUCUGCGGUUGAGGGCCCGCUCGACCCGCCCCUCGUCACCACGACACUCCCCGCGUACUUCGCCUCAGACAUCCUGCGCAAAUACAGCGAGCGGCCGGGACUGAUAUGCCGAAACGAGGCGCCACGCGCGCACGGUGGGCCCCCGUCGCACAACAUGGGCAGGGCCGCGCACCUCGCGUGGUCCUUCGACGAGUUCGACCGGCACAUCAACGCACUGGCGCGCGGCCUGCUUCGGAUGGGCGUGAGACGGGGUGACCGGGUCGGCGUGAUCAUGGGCAACACCAGUGCGUAUGCGAUGCUCCAGUGGGCGUGCGCGAGCAUCGGUGCGAUCCUGGCGACGAUCAACCCGGCGUACCGCGCCCAGGAGCUCGGCGAUGUUCUGAACCUCGUGGGAGUGCAGCAUCUGAUCAUCGUCCCGCGGAUCCGGAAAUCGUCCUACGCGCAGAUGCUCGUCGACAAGUUCCCGCAACUGACAAGCUCGUCGGCGGGAUGUGCGUUGGAGGUGGAAAGCCUCCCUGCGCUGAGGAAUCUGGUUGUUGUCGAUAACUCGGGACAGUUCACUGACGAAGCGGAGAAACUAGGGCUGAGGAGUUGGAUCGACUGGCGGGAAGUCUUGGUCUGGGAUCCCGCCUCCCGGGAGGCACGGGUCCAGCGACAGCUGAUCGACUCGCUUGACAAGGACGAUAUCAUCAAUCUGCAGUUCACGAGUGGAACGACUGGCGCUCCUAAAGCCGUGUCGCUGACGCAUUCUAACCUUUUGAACAACGCCAUCUCGAUUGGGAGUUGCAUGCAUCUAACCGAGCAAGAUGUCGCAACGUCCCUCCUCUCUUCCACUGCUUUGAUGAGUGUCAAGUCACGGCUUGUCCUAGGCAAUCUCGCGGCCUGGACGCACGGCUCAUGCAUCGUCUAUCCUGCGGAGGUCUUCCACGCACCCUCGAUUGUGGACACCGUGAUCGAAGAACAGUGUACCGCGCUCCACGGUGUGCCGACGCACUUCCUGGGCGUCCUGUCCGAAGUGGAGAGGCGACAGGCGGACGGGGAGGACGUCAAGAUCCCCAGCCUCCGGUGUGUGCACAGACCUGAAGCCGGAAAUCCUAGUUCACCGGCAGGCAGAACCGGGAUCGCCGCGGGCUCGCCCAUUCCGAUCGAGCUCAUGAAGAAGCUCAUCGCGAAGAUGAAUCUCGUCGAUCUGACCAACGCAUACGGGAUGACGGAGACGAGCCCGGUCUCGUUCCAAACCACCUCCGGAGACGCGCUCGACAAACGCGUCGAGACCGUCGGGAAGGUGCAGCCCCAUGUCAGAGCGAAGCUCAUUGAUCCGGACGGCCGCGUCGUUCCUGUGGGCGCGCCGGGGGAGCUGUGCGUUGCGGGGUAUCUGCUGCAGAAAGGGUACUGGCGGGACGACGAACGGACGAAGGAGGUCAUGAAGACGGAUGAAGAGGGGACGCUGUGGAUGCAUACAGGGGACGAGGCCAUCAUGGACGAGGAAGGGUACCUCAGAAUUGUUGGUAGGAUGAAGGAUAUCAUCAUCCGCGGUGGAGAGGCUCACCGUCUCCGAAAGGCCAUCUUAACGAAUCACGGGGUGGAAGAGGCCGCUGUCGUCGCCGUUCCUGACGAGAAAUACGGUGAAGUCGUCGGGGCCUGGAUCGUCCGGGCGCGCGGAACGUCGACUUCCCGCGAAGAAAUCAAGGAGACCGUCGUAAAAUCCAUCAAUCCUCAGAACGCGCCUGCGUGGAUUUUCUUCGUGGGCGAGGACGGUGCUGAGUCGGAGCUUCCUAAAACGGCGAGUGGGAAGGUUCAGAAACAUGUUCUGCGCGAGUGGAGCAAGGAACUGGUGCGCGACAAUGUUGGGAGAAUCUAGACGCGUCGCGUGUGCUGCUGCUGGCAAGAUAGGCCUCGGAGGAUCAAGAUGCACAUAUAUACGAUAAUUAACAUGAGGAUACAACGCUUUUGUUUGGGUGCUACAAGAAUAGGAUACAACAGGCUUUUUGGAACAUUCUCCCUGCAUUCAUCCUUGCACAGUCGCGCGGGGAUGGCCGGGAGUGUCCAGGCCAGGGGAAAUUCAAGUUGCCGGUGCGGCCGUCUGAGACCUUGGCGGAUGGAAUGGCCGGCAGCGACUGCAUUCGUCAGCGAGAGCUCGCCGGCCAUCACAGGCGAUGAUGCGCGCGAGACGCUGUGCGUUUUGUCCCGGAUGCGUGAGAUGGGCGCCGCGCAGCCCGAGCAUCUCGACGCGUCAUCGCAUCCUGCGUCAAAACAGUCGUGACGCCGCCGCCGGCACUCAGUGCUUUACAGCCGCGGGAGGUGGACGCGACGAGCGUCCCCUCGGCAGUAGCCAUCGGGAGGAGGAAGGCGACGCCGUCAGUCGUGAGCGGGCCGGCGAUCCCGAGCAGUAUCGGGACGUACCCGACGACGUUCCCGCAGCAGGCGCCGUGGACUUUGCCGUAGUCGUAGUUAUGGAACGGCAACCCUGACGCUCUACAGUAUACUAUAUAGGGAAUAAUCGAUGAUGCAUUGGAA
Mycena citricolor is the source of this 2625-nucleotide messenger RNA. NCBI's taxonomy places the organism in Eukaryota, Fungi, Basidiomycota, Agaricomycetes, Agaricales, Mycenaceae. The record is from the annotation of a GenBank genome assembly.